AGGUCAGUGGACAACUUUUUGCCUUUGUUUGGAAUUCCUCAUCUCCUCUGUCUCACUGGUGUGCCCGGUUUUUGGGGCCGGCGAGGAGCUGCCAACAUGUCGCGCUAUGACAUGAAGGACUUCGGGGAGGCUGCACCGUUUUUACGCAAAACGGACCUGGAGCUGAUGGCGGCGCACACCGUCCCUUUUGACGGUAAGAAGCGAGCCUGGAUCCCUGAUGAAAAAGAGGCAUACAUUGAGAUUGAGAUCAAGGAGCGCAAUGGUGACAAAGUUACUGUUGAAACCAAAGAUGGGAGAACCCUGACAGUGAAGGACUCUGACCUCCAGCAGAUGAACCCUCCAAAGUAUGACAUGAUCGAAGACAUGGCCAUGCUGACACACCUCAAUGAGGCGUCUGUGCUGUUCAACCUGCGCAAACGCUACUCUGCCUGGAUGAUCUAUACCUACUCCGGGCUCUUCUGUGUGACGGUGAAUCCAUACAAAUGGCUGCCCGUCUACACAGCCCCAGUGGUUGCUGCCUACAAAGGCAAACGCCGCUCUGAGGCACCGCCACACAUCUACUCAAUCGCAGACAGUGCAUAUAAUGACAUGCUGCGCAAUCGGGAGAACCAGUCCAUGCUCAUCACCGGAGAAUCCGGUGCUGGCAAAACUGUCAACACGAAACGUGUCAUUCAGUAUUUUGCCAUUGUGGCAGCUCUUGGGGAAACAACUGCCAAAAAAGGACAAGGUCCUGCCACCAAAACAGGGGGGACUCUGGAGGAUCAGAUCAUUGAGGCAAACCCUGCCAUGGAGGCGUUUGGUAACGCCAAAACGCUAAGAAAUGACAACUCAUCCCGUUUUGGCAAGUUCAUCAGGAUCCACUUUGGACCUACAGGCAAACUAGCCUCGGCUGAUAUCGAUAUAUAUCUUCUGGAAAAAUCCAGAGUCAUAUUUCAGCAGCCCGGUGAGAGGAGCUACCACAUCUACUACCAGAUCAUGUCGCAGAAGAAACCCGAACUGUUAGACAUGCUGCUGGUGUCCUCCAACCCGUACGACUACCACUUCUGCUCCCAGGGUGUGACCACCGUGGAGAACAUGGAUGACGGACAGGAGCUGAUGGCCACUGACCACGCUAUGGACAUCCUCGGCUUCCUGGCCGACGAGAAGUAUGGCUGCUAUAAAAUAGUUGGAGCCAUCAUGCACUUCGGCAACAUGAAGUUCAAGCAAAAGCAGCGUGAGGAGCAGGCGGAGACUGAUGGCACUGAAAGUGCGGACAAGGCCUCAUACCUGAUGGGCGUCAGUUCAGCUGACCUCAUCAAGGGCCUCCUGCACCCACGGGUGAAGGUGGGAAAUGAAUAUGUUGUGAAGGGACAGAAUGUCGAACAGGUUAACUACGCCGUUGGUGCUCUGGCUAAAGCCACAUAUGACCGCAUGUUCAAAUGGCUUGUGGGACGAAUUAACCGCACCCUGUACACCUCCCUGCCUCGCCAGUACUUCAUAGGAGUCCUGGACAUCGCUGGGUUUGAAAUCUUUGAAUACAACAGCUUUGAGCAGCUGUGCAUCAACUUCACAAAUGAGAAACUGCAACAGUUUUUCAACCACCACAUGUUCAUCCUGGAGCAGGAGGAGUACAGGAGGGAGGGCAUCGAAUGGACCUUUAUUGACUUCGGGCUGGACCUCCAAGCUUGCAUUGAUCUCAUUGAAAAGCCUCUGGGCAUCAUGUCCAUCCUUGAAGAGGAGUGCAUGUUCCCAAAGGCUACAGACAGCAGCUUUAAAGCCAAGAUGUAUGAUAAUCACAUUGGCAAGUCACCUAAUUUCCAAAAACCACGGCCAGACAAGAAGCGCAAGUACGAGGCGCAUUUUGAGCUGGUGCACUAUGCCGGAGUGGUACCGUACAACAUUAUUGGCUGGCUGGACAAAAAUAAAGACCCGCUGAACGAGACGGUGGUGGCGUGUUUCCGGAAGUCUUCCAACAAGCUGCUAGCUUCUCUGUAUGAGAAUUAUAUCGCCUCAGACUCAGUGCCCGAGCACAAGGCUGGUGGCAAAGAAAAGAGGAAGAAGGCAGCCUCUUUCCAGACCGUGUCUCAGCUUCACAAGGAAAACCUGAAUAAGCUGAUGACCAACCUCCGCAGCACCCAGCCUCACUUUGUUCGCUGCAUCAUCCCUAAUGAGACCAAGACUCCAGGGAUCAUGGAUGCAUUCAUGGUGCUGCACCAGCUGCGCUGUAAUGGUGUGCUGGAAGGCAUCAGGAUCUGCAGGAAAGGCUUCCCCAACCGCAUCCUCUACGCUGAAUUCAAACAGCGCUACCGCAUCCUGCACCCCCAUGCCAUCCCAGAUGAUAAAUUUAUGGACAGCAGGAAAGCUGCAGAGAAGCUGCUGGCCUCCCUGGAUAUCGACCACAACCAGUAUAGAUUUGGACACACAAAGGUAGGAAGUAGCAGAUUGUGUAAAACAGAGCUAGAGGAUAGCAGCAGGAUUAGUGCCAAAAUAACAGCCAUAGACUAUCUGUCCAGACAAAAAAUCCUCACUCUUCCAAUCCCUUUCUUUUUUUCCAGGGAGGCUCUGAUGAUCAUCCAGUGGAACAUCAGGGCCUUCAACACCGUCAAGCACUGGCCCUGGAUGAAGCUCUUCUUCAAGAUCAAGCCUCUACUGAAAAGUGCUGCUACCGAGAAAGAGCUGGCCGCUCUGAAGGAUGAGAUGGCCAAGCUGAAGGAGGCUCUGGAGAAAUCUGAGGCCAAGCGCAAAGAGCUGGAGGAGAGGCAGGUCAGCCUAGUCCAAGAGAAGAAUGAUCUCUCUCUCCAGCUGCAGGCAGAGCAAGACAAUCUUGCAGAUGCAGAGGACCGCUGUGAUCUGCUCAUCAAAACAAAGAUCCAGCUGGAGGCCAAAGUGAAAGAAAUCAUGGAGAGGCUGGAGGACGAGGAGGAGAUGAGUGCUAAUGUGCUCGCCAAGAAGCGCAAGCUAGAGGACGAGUGCGCUGAGCUGAAGAAAGACAUUGAUGAUCUUGAGAUCACUCUAGCCAAAGUGGAAAAGGAGAAACAUGCCACUGAAAACAAGGUGAAGAACCUGAUAGAGGAAAUGGCAGUUCUGGAUGAAACCAUCCUGAAGUUGACCAAAGAGAAGAAAGCUCUUCAGGAGGCUCACCAGCAGACUCUGGAUGACUUGCAGGCAGAGGAAGACAAAGUCAACGCUCUGACCAAAGCCAAGGCAAAGCUGGAGCAACAAGUAGAUGAUCUGGAGGGAUCACUGGAACAGGAGAAGAAACUUCGUAUGGACCUGGAACGCGUCAAACGUAAACUGGAGGGAGACCUGAAAAUGUCCUUGGAGUCGGUUAUGGACUUGGAGAAUGACAAGCAGCAACUUGAAGAGCUCCUAAAAAAGAAAGACUUUGAAAUUAAUGGGAUUGGCGCAAGGAUUGAAGAUGAGCAAGCUUUGGUCAAUCAGCUCCAGAAGAAGAUAAAAGAGCUGCAGGCCCGCACAGAGGAGCUGGAGGAGGAGCUGGAGGCCGACCGGGCCUGCAGGGCUAAAGUGGAGAAGCAGCGUGGCGAUGUUGCUCGAGAACUCGAAGAGCUGAGCGAGCGCCUGGAGGAGGCUGGCGGGGCCACCUCGGCCCAAAUCGAGAUCAACAAGAAGAGAGAGACAGACUUUCUGAAGCUGCGUCGUGACCUGGAGGAAGCCAUGCUGCACCAUGAGGCCACAACGGCAGCCUUGCGGAAGAAGCACGCUGACAGUGUCGCAGAGCUGAGCGAACAGAUCGAUAGCCUGCAACGUGUCAAGCAGAAGCUGGAGAAGGAGAGGAGUGAGGCCAAGAUGGAGGUGGAUGAUCUGGCCUCCACUGUGGAGCAGCUCUCCAAGGGAAAGGCCACUUCAGAGAAGAUGUGUCGCCUGUAUGAAGAUCAAAUGAAUGAGGCUAAAGCUAAGGUCGAGGAGCUCCAGAGGCAGCUCAACGACACCAGCACCCAAAGGGCCCGUGCUCAGUCUGAGAGUGCCGAAUUGAGCAGGAAGCUUGAAGAGCGGGAAUCGAUGGUCUCCCAGCUCCAGCGUGCCAAAAACUCCUUCAGCCAGAAUAUUGAGGAGCUCAAGAAACAGCUUGAAGAGGAGAACAAGGCUAAGAACGCCCUGGCCCAUGCGCUGCAGUCAUCUCGACACGACUGUGAUCUUCUGAGAGAGCAGUACGAUGAGGAGCAGGAGGCCAAGGCUGAGCUGCAGAGAGGUCUGUCCAAGGCCAAUGCUGAGGUGGCUCAGUGGAGAACUAAGUAUGAAACUGACGCCAUCCAGAGGACUGAGGAGCUGGAGGAGGCCAAGAAGAAGCUGGUGACACGUCUGCAGGACGCUGAAGAGACAGUGGAGGCUUCCAAUGCCAAGUGCUCCUCUCUGGAGAAGACUAAACAUCGGCUUCAGACAGAGAUCGAGGAUCUGGUCAUUGAUCUGGAGCGCGCCAAUGCUGCAGCUGCUGCCCUGGACAAGAAGCAACGCAACUUUGACAAGGUGUUGGCUGAGUGGAAACAGAAGUAUGAAGAGUGUCAGUCAGAGCUGGAGGCCUCUCAAAAAGAGUCUCGUGGCCUGAGCACAGAGCUCUUCAAGCUGAAGAACUGCUACGAGGAGACUCUCGAUCAUCUUGAGACCAUGAAGAGGGAGAACAAGAACCUCCAAGAGGAGAUCGCUGAUCUGACAGAUCAAAUCAGUCAGGGAGCGAAGACCAUCAACGAGCUGGAGAAAAUUAAGAAGGGUCUGGACAUGGAGAAAAGCGAGAUUCAAGCUGCCCUGGAGGAAGCUGAAGGCACUCUGGAGCACGAAGAAAGCAAAACUCUCCGCAUCCAGCUGGAGCUCAACCAAAUCAAGACUGACGUUGACAGAAAACUGGCGGAAAAGGAUGAGGAAAUUGACAACCUUCGCCGUAACCACCAGAGAACCCUGGAGUCUAUGCAGGCCACCCUGGAUGCCGAGGCCAAGUCUCGCAACGAGGCAGUGCGCCUGAGGAAGAAGAUGGAAGGCGACCUGAAUGAGAUGGAGGUGCAGCUGAAUCAUGCCAACAGGCAGGCUGCAGAGUCCCAGAAACUCCUGAGAAACCUGCAGGUGCAGAUCAAGGACAUCCAGUUGGAGCUGGAUGACACUCUUCACAAGAACGAGGAGCUGAAGGAGCAGGUGGCAGUGACGGAGCGCCGCAACAACCUACUGACUGCUGAGGUGGAGGAGCUAAGGGCUCUGCUGGAGCAGAACGACCGUUCACGCAAGUUAGCUGAACAUGAGCUGCUGGAGGCCACUGAGAGAGUCAACCUGUUGCACUCCCAAAACACUGGGCUCAUCAACCACAAGAAGAAGCUGGAGAACGAUCUGUCCACACUGUCAAAUGAGGUGGAUGAUGCCGUGCAGGAGUGCCGCAAUGCAGAGGAGAAGGCCAAAAAGGCCAUCACUGAUGCAGCCAUGAUGGCAGAGGAGCUGAAGAAGGAGCAGGACACAAGCGCCCAUCUGGAGAGGAUGAAGAAGAACAUGGAGCAAACCAUAAAGGAUCUGCAGAUGCGUUUGGAUGAAGCUGAGCAGAUCGCCCUCAAGGGUGGCAAGAAGCAGGUCCAGAAGCUGGAGGCCAGGGUCAAAGAACUGGAAAAUGAAAUGGAAGCUGAGCAAAAGAAGAGCCAAGAGUAUCAGAAGGGCGUGCGCAAGUAUGAGAGGAGAAUCAAAGAGCUCUCCUACCAGGCUGAGGAAGACAAGAAGAACCUGGUCCGUCUCCAGGACCUCAUCGACAAGCUGCAGGUCAAGGUGAAAAGUUACAAGAGACAGGCUGAGGAAGCGGAGGAGCAGGCAAACACCAAUCUGUCCAAGUACAGGAAGCUCCAGCAUGAGCUCGAUGAUGCUGAGGAGAGGGCAGAUACUGCUGAAUCGCAAGUCAACAAGCUCCGCAUCCGCACCCGGGAUCAGGGUAGCAAGCAUGCUGAGUAACGUGAGGCUGAACGCUGCGGACAAACAUAUCACAGCCAGCCAGCUGCAACAGCUGGGCCUGACUGUGAGGACCCACCCAAAUAAAGACUUCAAAUACAUACUUUAAAUACGACUGCUUUGUUUUUGUUUGUUUGUGUGAUAAAGAUAGGAAUCCCACAAAGAAGGUCUAAAGAAAGAUUUAUUAUAUUAUUAAUUUGACAAACAGCUGUUAAAUAAGGAAAAUUAAGUUCAUACCAGCAUUAGAGGAGGAACAUGUGAUUGAAAGUUACACAAGUCGUUAUAGUAGAAUGUGAAACUAAAACAUGAAUUUAGUUUCUUUUCGAUGGUCAAAGAAGGUUAAAGAUAUUAAGACUGAAGUGUGCCGAGGUGAAUUUUUAAACACAAUCGUGUGAAAUUUUAUGCAUUAUUUAAUGCCAACAAAUGAAAAAAAUCAUGGGCUGUUAUCUUAAAUGGAUUUAAAUUUUACACCAUGAAUAUGAUCCACUGUCAGCAUCUCUUAAAGGCUGUUCAAAGUGUAGUUGCUGUCUAUCAUGGUGAAGUGAGACAAUCAUUUGAUUAAAAAAAAGCACCACAUGGUCUAAGUCUUAAAUGUGAAUUUAAGAGUGGAUGCAAAAUAUAUCUAAUAAUAUCCUCAUCAUGCCAAACAUCACAUAAAUCUCCAGCUAAUAAAAGUCAAAAGGGAUCUAAAAUAAAAACCAAAUAGUGUUAUGUUUAACACUGUGCAGCAUGUUCUUGGCCAAUGGGAUAACAUUUCACCAUUUUCUAUACAAACUAAGGACUGAAAUCUAAGGCCUACUAGGAGCAUCACACCACAUACAGCAUUAAGUGUUGAGAACCAGUUCUCUUGUGCAUCAUACAGAGGGAUCACUCGCUCUAAAAAGAGUCACAAAGCUACAGAAGUCAGAUUGUGUAUAGAGCGCUCACAACAUUCAUGUUUUUAAACCGAUAGCCUGAUUGACUUCCGUGAUGGAUGACUGGAGUGAUGAGAGGAGAUUUGGGUCAAUGAUAACACACGCUUAGUACUAAGAAUGUGAUACCACUGCAGAAGUACCCUGUGUCAAAUCACACUAUCAUAGCUAUUAUCUCGAGCAUCCAUCCGGCAAAGAAACUGAGAAUUUCUAAGCGAGAAGCACUUGUAAAGUGUGUUAACGUCACUGCAAAGCACAAGAUGAACUAAUUCAGAGUAUGUGCAACACCCAUUGAGAAAUUUAAGACAUGCUGAAUGAAAACUAGAACAAAAACACAUUUCUGGUUAAUUAGCUUUAAAGCAAAUAAAAGGCUUUUAAAGUGUAAAGGACGUCUGUGUUUGCAUCCCAAAAGGCGGCAUAGCACUAGUAACUCAUGGCAUCAGGGGCCAACUGUAGAAAUGCCCUUAUACAUUCACAUGAACAUGUAUUAUGAGCCAUGACAUGCUGGGAGUAAAACUGUACACUUGUCAUUGGGAGUGGUUUGAUCUGUGUAAGGGUAAAAUAUGAGGUAGCUCAUCUUUUUGUACUUAUCUUGGGGUUGAGUAAUAUCAGACGAAUAUCUGUUUAGCUCCGCACCUUCAGCUGCACACUCAGGCCGUGGACACAUCAUCAGCAUCAUCUUUCUCCAGAGUAAAGAUCAAGUGGUGCCUUGCAAAAAGAGCUGUCACACAGAGAGAUUGUCAGUGUCAGCAUGGAGUCUGGGAUUUUGACAAAAACCUUCAAUCUGAUGCUGAUGAUGUUUGGCAGAAGGCUAAUUCAACUUCUACUGGAACAAUGAGAGUGGUAUCUUAAUAACACUAGCGCCUGCAUAGUUUAUUUUCUCUUCCCAAAGCAUCUCUCAUGACAUGGAUACAAAUUCUGUUACAAAAUGAAAAAUGCUUUUAAUCAACAAAUGUGUUAAAAUAUAAUAAACAAUAAAACAAUUUAAUCUGUGCAAUGUUUUAUUCUACAGUCUUAUCCAGAGCUAAAAGCUGUUGUUUUUCAACAAGUCAAAAGUAAAUCAACAAAAAAAUAAGGAAAACAAGUCCCUGGGUGAAGCUUCUGAAGCCACGAAGAGAGCAGAUGGUUUUCGGUGAGAGGAGCCCCAUGUGAUUUUUGAAACAGCCAGCCCACAAGCUACCUAAAUGUGUCGAGUAGGGCCAGAAAGCACCAAUCAACAAUCGCCACCUAAUAAAGUAGACCCACAGACGGGUUAAAUCAAAAUGCUGUCCGUUUAGAAGACCCCUGCAAAAAAUUCCCUACAGGUCAGGCAGUGGAGCGGAGUCAGCAGAGAGUAUUUAGGUAGUGGGAGAGUGAG
This is a messenger RNA of Plectropomus leopardus (leopard coralgrouper), 8178 nucleotides long. NCBI's taxonomy places the organism in Eukaryota, Metazoa, Chordata, Actinopteri, Perciformes, Serranidae. The record is from RefSeq and is a predicted model, not a curated record.